This is a messenger RNA of Colletotrichum navitas, 974 nucleotides long. RefSeq lists its product as uncharacterized. The transcript has a single exon. The coding region runs from base 203 to 733 and encodes 176 amino acids. The record is from RefSeq and is a predicted model, not a curated record. NCBI's taxonomy places the organism in Eukaryota, Fungi, Ascomycota, Sordariomycetes, Glomerellales, Glomerellaceae.
CUCACUCUGUAAGCCCGGGCCCACUACGUAUCGUAGCUCCCCCGCAUGUCCCCGGGCCCAAGCUCCCAACCUUGGUUCUUCUCGUCCCGAUAUCCAGAGCUUUCUCCCUUGCUUCCUGCCAGCUGAAACGUCGCCCAAUUCCAACCAACAUACGGAUAUUGGUAGUUUAGUGGUACAUGCGCUCGCUCUCCAACUCGCCUGCAUGCAACUUGCAUACACUGGCCCCACCUCAAGCCAACAUCAACAUCCCCCGUCCCUAUUAUCCUCGCUAGCCUGCGCCUUCUCACCCUUGAAGCAUUGCACGCAUGCACUCCUUCCCCAAUCAUCUUCCUGUCCAGUCAGCCCAUCAUCAGCCCAUGAGCCCACGGCAAAACAAUGUACAACCCAAACACGCGUUCAUUCCCAGGCGAGCAAUCCGCUAAUUCCAUCUACCGUAGCUCAGUACCGCGUCACCAUACCCGCAUUCCAGACCCUCCUCAACUGCCAUGCUUCUACUUGCAUUCUACUUGUAGUUUACUUCUACCCCCACCAUAAAAAUAAAAAACAAGACCCUUGGCUCGGCAAUCAUCCGCUCUUAUUCCUCAUGUUUGAGUUUCACCAGGGUAUCCCUCGUCUCACCUCACGGUUUGUAUGGGCUACUCAUCGUGUUAGUCAUGAUAGUGCAGCGGUAGGCCGAGGCCUAGAGCUAGGUCAUGAUGCAAAUCGUCCGAUCCAGACGGCUCUCACCUACUAGUCCGAAAGCUAAGAGCCCUCUUCCCCAUCCUUCCCCAACAGAAACGAGAUGUUUGCCCCUCCUCCACAUACACUAACAUGCCAAUGCCCCCGAGAAUCUGGAGAGGGACUAGGACUACCAUGGCACGCGCCGAGGACAUCAAGCGUCCACCUACACGUACUUAACUCGAUCCCCCUCCCCUCAUCCUCAAGCCCAUACAGUAAUACUACUUUCCACAGAUUUCGCCUGUUUCCAUCGUAGA